This is a messenger RNA of Vespa crabro (European hornet), 939 nucleotides long. Its product is annotated as peroxynitrite isomerase THAP4-like. Lineage: Eukaryota; Metazoa; Arthropoda; Insecta; Hymenoptera; Vespidae. Bases 139 to 684 code for a protein of 181 amino acids. The transcript is spliced from 3 exons. The record is from RefSeq and is a predicted model, not a curated record.
AUUAUAAAUGUUAUAUACUGAACGAACAAUGGUAAAACGUAUAAACGAAAGAACAGUGGAUAAAGAUUCCUAAAAUAAAAGCGUGAAAAAUGAAUGCGGAGGCCAUAUUGUGAUCAAUUACAAGCGGGCUUUUAGAAAAUGAUAAGAUACUUCACAAACAUAAAUAUGAAUCGAUUAGGAAUGCAUGAUGCUUUGAAACAAAUAGCUUUCUUAGAAGGUAAAUGGAGUACAGGCAAAGAUAAUUAUGGAUCAGGAAAUUUUCCAACAAUAAAACCAUUUACCUUUUGUGAAGAAAUCACUUUUACAUCUAUCGGCCAACCAAUGUUCAACUAUGUUGCACAGAGUUGGAAUUCUGCAUCAAAGAAACCAUUGCAUCGUGAGGUUGGUUUCAUGAAAAUUAUACCAGGAACGAACAAAGUAUCUUUAAUCUUAGCCCACAAUUUUGGUUUGACUACAAUUGAGGAAGGUACAAUUGAAAAUAAUAUUAUUAAGUUAAAAAGCACCGGAAUUAUAAGACAAAGUGAAGGAAUGAAAUUACCUAACGUAAUCGAGACAUGUAGAGAAUUCGAAAUUAAUGGAAAUUCACUUAAGCAAAUAUUUUAUAUGGCUACCUCGACUGUACCAGAGUUAACAGAACACUUAUGUACAACAUAUACCAAAAUUUCAAAAGAAUCAGAUGAAUAAAAAAAAAAAUGUAUUAUUCUAAACUUUACAAAUAAAUAGUAGUAAGAAUAAUUAGUAUUGGAACUUUUAAAACUACGUCGAACAAUUAUAUAUUAAUAUUUAUCCAAUUGACAAUGAAGGUUAUUUUGGAUACUUGCUAUGAAACAAUAUUAUACAUAUACUAAAAGCAUUUGUAUCUGAAAAACUAAAUAAUUGUCAAGCCCAUGUUUAUUAAAAAAUUUGAAAUUUUGAGAAAUAAAAUAUGGAUAUAAAUUC